AUGAAUGCUGAGACUUGUGUCUCUUACUGCGAGUCGCCGGCUGCUGCCAUGGACGCCUACUACAGCCCGGUGUCGCAGAGCCGGGAGGGCUCAUCGCCUUUUAGGGCAUACCCCGGCGGCGAUAAGUUCGGCACAACUUUCCUCUCGGCCGCCGCCAAAGGGCAGGGAUUCGGAGACGCCAAGAGCCGGGCCCGCUACGGCGCGGGGCAGCAGGACCUGGCGGCACCCCUGGAGAGCGGCGCCGGAGCGCGGGGCUCCUUUAACAAGUUCCAGCCGCAGCCGCAGCCCCAGCCGCCCGCCCCGCAGCAGCCGCCGCAGCAGCCGCCGCAGCCGCAGCCGCCCGCGCAGCAACCGCAUCUCUACUUGCAGCGCGGCGCUUGCAAAACUCCCCCGGACGGCAGCCUCAAACUCCAGGAAGGCAGCGGCGGCCACAACGCGGCCUUGCAAGUCCCCUGCUACGCCAAAGAGAGCUCCCUGGGUGAGCCAGAGUUGCCGCCCGACUCUGACACCGUGGGGAUGGACAGCAGCUACCUCAGUGUGAAGGAGGCUGGAGUGAAGGGGCCCCAGGACCGGGCCAGUACCGACCUCCCCAGCCCGCUGGAGAAGGCCGAUUCUGAGAGCAACAAGGGCAAGAAGCGGAGGAACCGAACGACCUUCACUAGCUACCAGCUGGAGGAGCUGGAGAAGGUCUUCCAGAAGACCCACUACCCCGACGUGUAUGCCCGGGAGCAGCUGGCCAUGAGGACAGACCUCACCGAGGCCCGCGUGCAGGUCUGGUUCCAGAACCGGAGGGCCAAGUGGAGGAAGAGGGAGCGUUUUGGACAGAUGCAGCAGGUUCGAACCCACUUCUCCGCUGCCUACGAGCUGCCCCUUCUCACCCGGGCGGAGAACUAUGCCCAGAUUCAGAACCCGUCCUGGAUUGGCAACAAUGGGGCUGCCUCACCGGUGCCAGCCUGUGUGGUCCCCUGUGACCCGGUACCUGCCUGCAUGUCCCCUCACACCCACCCCCCCGGCUCCGGGGCCAGCGGUGUCACCGACUUCCUGAGCGUCUCCGGGGCUGGCAGUCACGUGGGCCAGACACACAUGGGAGGCCUGUUCGGAGCGGCGGGCCUCAGCCCGGGCCUCAACGGCUACGAGCUCAACGGGGAGCCGGACCGCAAGACCUCGAGCAUCGCAGCCCUGCGCAUGAAGGCCAAGGAGCACAGUGCGGCCAUCUCCUGGGCCACAUGACAGGGCACCUCUCGGCCUGUCCCCACACCCUCCCCUGCCUUGGGGCACUGGCCACGCCCACGCUUCCUGGGCCCUCAGCCUCCCAUUCGACUGUCCUCUUAGGAACCUGGCCUGGGCCAGGGGCCUGGCCCUCAGCACUUUCAGCCACCCCGAGU
Neogale vison (American mink) is the source of this 1385-nucleotide messenger RNA. It is a transcript of the gene ALX4, whose product is annotated as ALX homeobox 4. NCBI's taxonomy places the organism in Eukaryota, Metazoa, Chordata, Mammalia, Carnivora, Mustelidae. Bases 1 to 1230 code for a protein of 409 amino acids. The record is from RefSeq and is a predicted model, not a curated record. The transcript is spliced from 4 exons. Gene Ontology annotation, biological process: regulation of transcription by RNA polymerase II. Gene Ontology annotation, molecular function: RNA polymerase II transcription regulatory region sequence-specific DNA binding; DNA-binding transcription activator activity, RNA polymerase II-specific.